This is a messenger RNA of Didymosphaeria variabile, 990 nucleotides long. RefSeq lists its product as uncharacterized. Gene Ontology annotation, molecular function: oxidoreductase activity. The transcript has a single exon. NCBI's taxonomy places the organism in Eukaryota, Fungi, Ascomycota, Dothideomycetes, Pleosporales, Didymosphaeriaceae. The record is from RefSeq and is a predicted model, not a curated record. The coding region runs from base 1 to 990 and encodes 329 amino acids.
AUGGCUCAAUCAAACCAUAUCCGCAACAUCGCCAUCGUAGGCGCAACAGGCCAACUAGGCAAACACAUCUCGGCCGCGCUCCUUAAGAACCCGACCUUCAACAUCACCGCCAUAACCCGCAACACGAACACCUCCUCCUUCCCUCCUGGCAUGACCGCCAUCCCAGUCGACUACUCCACACCCUCGACCCUCACCUCCGCCCUCGAAGGCCAGGACGCCCUUAUCAUCACCCUCUCCGUCACCGCGCCCCCUGACACCCAGUCCAAACUCAUUCAUGCCGCUGCCGAAGCCGGGGUCCCAUGGAUCCUGCCCAAUGAAUACGGCGGCGAUACCGACGCCCUUGCCUCCAAUGAAGUGGGCAUGGGUUCACCAAAACAGGCGGCACGCAAGCUAAUCGAGGAGCUCGGCGUGUCGUCCUGGGUUGGCAUCGUGUCCGGCUUUUGGUACGAGUACUCGCUCUCCGGGCCAGGGUUCUACGGGAUUGAUAUUGCGAAGAGGGAGGUUACGUUCUUCGAUGAGGGGACCCAGAGGAUGAAUACGAGUACGUGGGCGCAGGUAGGGAGGGCGGCUGCGGGGUUGCUUGCGCUGCCUGUGGAGGGACAAGGAGGGGAAACGGCGUUGAGUGAUUAUCGGAAUCGCUUUGCGUUUGUCUCCUCGUUCACGGUUAAUCAAAGGGAGAUGUUGGAUUCGUUGAAUCGGGGUUUGGAGCUGAAGGAUGAGGACUGGAAAGUUACGCGUGUGAGUGCGAAGGACAGGUUUGAGGAUGCGCGUAAGAGAAUGGCUGGGGGAGAUAGGAUGGCGUUUGCGUACAUGCUGUACACGCGAUACUUCUUGCCAGGAGAAGAUGCAGGGCUGUAUGAGAAGACGAAAGGGCUGGACAAUGAGAAGUUGGCUCUGCCGGUGGAGGAUCUGGAUGAGGCGACGAAAGUAGCUGUUGGUAUGGCGGAAGAUGGCUAUUUUGCGAAGCUGGCAUACUCGAGGUCGAGGUAA